AUGGCGACCAGCGAUGGUUUUCCGCUUUUUGUGUUGGUUUUUCUCAGCAUAUUUUAUAGCACUGUUUCAAUCUUGUCAAUCGUUGGCAACAUAUGGGUUAUAAAAACCUGCUACACGACCCUGAAAAGAAGAUAUUUUCCUGUGAUGUGGCUCUUGGCAAAUUUAGCGUCUGCAGAUCUCUUAUUUAUUUUUCUAACGUUUUUUAAUAUUAUCAGCUUUUUUUGGCGUUGGGUUGGUGGCGACGUCACCUGUAAACUUCACGGAUUUCUUGUGGAGGCAACCUACACCGUUUCGAUCACAACACUUGCAGUGAUAACGUAUCAGAGGUUGAAGGCUAUUAUUGAUCCAUUUAAUUCAAGAGUUGGUAGUUGGCCACGAAGAGAAUUUUUGAAAAUUAUCAUAAUUUGGUUUCUAUGCUUGGCGGUUUGCACACCCUUGGCUACAAUAUACCGCGUCGAAAUACAAAGUGGCGAUGUGGUUUGUGUUAAUACGACAUGGGGAAAUGAUGGCCGACAAAUCUAUUACAGUUUGCAUGCAACAUUAUUCUUCAUUGCCCCCCUGGCGUAUAUGAUUUUCACUCAGACUCAGAUUAAACGCGCUCUUCGUUCAAGAGUUGAGGUGAUAAGCAACUCAUUUAUUGAGAAAUCAAAUCGAAGAAACAAAAAAAUUGCAAAGACUCUUGCUGCCUUAACUAUAGCUUUUGUUGCUUGCUGGUCUCCCUUCAUGAUCACGCGAACAUUAAUUUACUUUCAUUUGGCUUCCCCGGGUCUCGUUUGGAGAGCAUCCCAACUUCUGAUAUGCCUAAAUGCUGCACUGGAUCCCUUGUUAUAUGGGUAUUUUGGCGGUAACCUCAAGUCUGGAUUACGGCGUCUGCUGAAUUGCAAUUACAUGCAACGACGUGACUCUAAUCUGACCAGUCUGACUAUUUUUCGAACAAACGCUUUAAUAGACGAGGAAGAAAAUAAGCGGGGAGUUCCGAGUUAAUUUGUUGCUAAAGAAAUGGCUUUGAAGGGAAAUAUAAUUAUACCGACGAUUUUCCGGGAAAAAAAGACAUGACUAUGAAUUGGAGCAGGUCUUUUACAUCCGACGCAACUGACAAAUAUUGCAAAUAGGAAUAUAUCUGUUGUUCUUUGUACUGUUAUUGACAUACUGCAUUCGUUAUCGUUGAUUUCAUUGUGGUUUCUUUUCAAUUUAUUACUUGAAGAUAGGCUCUAAACACGCGUCCAAAAAAAUAUAUAUUAAAAACUUAGCAAGGGAGUUUAGAUUAGAAGAUAAGCUACAACACGUCACAAAAAGCUUUUUUCUGUGUUUUUAUUCAAAAUUCAUAAAUUAAUGUUUAACGAAAUGAUUUAUUUAAGGACAACGUUUGAAAUAUCUGCCGUGUAGGUUGGGACCAUUGAUGGCAAUAGUAGUUGAUAAAUUAUUCAUAUAGUCGUUCAUCAGACUAAAACACCAGUUCCUACUUCAUGCCUCUUUAAUAUGACAAUUUUUAAGCGGAAAGAGUUUAGGGAAACAGUCAACAAGGCUUUAAAAAUGAAUGCUAAUAACCUGCCUACUUGUCCGGAUUUAUCACAAUUAGAGGAGAUAUAGGUGGGAAGAUAAUGUGCGGCCGAAAUUGGCAGAUGGAACGAACAAAGUUUGUAUUGACACAGAGAAACAAUGACACUUUCUCUGGAGACACACAAAACAAGGGCAAAAAUCCUUCGUUACAAGAAAAAAAGCACCAAUAUUUAGACCGAUAUUUUAAAAGUGUUAAGUGAAGCCCAUUUUUUCUGAACGAAAAAAAAAAGAAGAAGAAGAGAAACUCCAUGAGGCCGCAUGGCUUCUGACCGUGAAGAGAAAAAAGCGAAAUUGAAACUGCUGGAAUAGACUAGAAAUUGCAAGACAAAUAUCGCUUGGGGAACCCUUAUACAAUUUUUGGAUCAAAGAAACUGCCGAAGCGCAUUAUAAAAACAAACCUGACAAGCUGCAUAUCAACCUCCGCCUACAUUAAUCCUGACCAGUAAAUUGCCGACAACUGACUAAACUGACAUUUUGAAACGCCAAAGGAUGAAUAUAUUCGGUUCACACUAAACCAAACCAAUUCAAAAAUGUUUUUUUAUUUCUUUCAGGCCCCUUCCACACUACGCUAGAUAGAUUUGAAAAUUCAACUCUAUUCUUACAGUUAGGCCUAUGGUUCACACUAAAUCCCUCUGAAAUUUCCCACCGAAUGGAAAACCGAACGAGCAGUCGAAACGCAGCGAUCUACAUCACACUGAGUGACUAAAUCGUUUGAACGCGCAUAAUUGCAUGCACUUCACCACUGUGAACAACCUUCAACCAUUUUCGACAAAAAGACAAAAUGUAAAUGCCUCACCGUCUUAACUUUACUAUUGUUAUAUACAGUUUAUCAAAAGAGAACUUUGUUCACGAUGCAUUCGCGAUCGUCAAGGAAAGAUUAUCGAUGUUUUGUAAUACUGUCAAAGGUAAUUAAGUUACUACUAAGAGGGGACUGACGGUCCUUCGUCCUCUCUUGGAUACGACAACGGCGACGUCGAUGUAAACUUUGCCGUCCGAGCUCAGACAGAGACUAGAGUAAAAGAAAUUACCACCUUUCCGUUUCCGUUCCCAAAUAAACCUUUUUUGUUAAUUCUUUGUCGUCCCUCAGUCAAAUACCAGGUGAAGUUUGCCAUUUCACCUGGUAGUUCACUGAGGGACGACAAAAGAAUUAACAAAAAAGCGUGAGACACUCGCGGGGAUCUUGUUUUGCUCAUUAACCCUAGUGGUUUUUGACGUUCCCGUUCCUGUCGCCGUCGUAUUUUCGUGAGGUCCAUACUUACUUUUAUUGCUUUACCGGCAGAUAACCGCAGGUGUUCUUUUGGUUCUAGAAUGAAAGAGUGAAAAGUUUCGAGUCUAUUCUGAAGCUAUAUACUUUUUUGGCCGGUAAAAGGCACGAAGAACAAGUGUCUAACCCUUAUUAGUUAAAUCCAACAAUUGGUCAAUAAUCAAUCUUGCGUUCUGAUUGGUUGAGCUACUACUAGGCUAUAUUUUAGCCCAGUGCACUAGUAGCGAAAUGCGCCGGCUUUGAAAACCACUAAACAAUGGAGGGUGAAUCGCGUUUCGCUAGCUAAAGUUGUUUUGUCGCGAUAUUUUUGACCAACUAGUUGGAUUUUACUAAAAAAAUUAUUCCUCUCGCCCUCAUGGCCCCUGAAUCAAUAGCCCAUGAGGCCGCUAUUGACUCAGAGCCCAUUCGGGCUCUAGGCGGAAUAAUUGUGAACUAUAGUACAAAAAGUGACCAAUGUAAACUUUCUCCUAACAGUAUCCAUGCAUAAUCAAAGAGAAAUUGAUUUUUAAACAACUUCUCUCUACUAGUUCUUUAGGGAAAUCUAUGGAGACCGAUUAGUCUGGAACUGAUUUGUAUUUAGAUAUUGCGGUUUUGUCAACCUAGUGAGUGCUCUGUACCUACAAAAACGUCCAUCCUUUGGGAAAGAAAUAUUGGAAGCAGUGGCAAAAACGGUUAAUAAUAUGUCCAAAUCAGAACAGAACGAACGUUUAUAAAGUGGUCUUUAGUAGGGGAAUGAAGGAGUUAACGCGAGAGAGUACUAUGAUAUAUUUUUUAAUUUUUUAAGGCUCUUACUUAUAUGGAGUAUGUGUUAUAUAAAUGUACCAAAAAAGAGACAGGAAAGUUAUCAAUAUAUACAGUUCAUUUCAAUAACAAGAGAGAAUGAAUUCUCUCUUGUCUUGUCAAUAAUAAAUGUAAGCAUUUAUACAAUCUGCUCGCUGCCGGCCCUCACUAAUUAGGUGCCUUAUGAGCUAUGGCAUUUGGGGAGGGGUUUUCUUUGAUCACGGUGGUUAUCUGCAGUCUUCUUUAUUGUACUGUUUUCAUUAUGUCAGUCGUUGGUAACUCAUGGAUCAUUGUAGUCACAUACCAAAGAAUAAUCAAGAAAAGAACAUUUAAUCAUUUUACGUGCCUCGUGAUGAAUCUGGCGUUCGCUGAUCUCGUUUUUAUUUUUCUCACAAUUUUCAACUUUGUCAGCUUUUACUCUGAUUGGCCAGGAGGUGAUAGCACUUGCAAAUUUCAUGGGUUUCUUGUAGAGGCAACCUACACAACUUCUAUCUCGACGCUUGUUGUCAUAAGUUAUCAGAGACUGAAGGCUGUGAUUCACCCCUUUGAGGCGAGAUUCUGUCGUUGGACAAGAAUGAAAUACACGAAACUGGCCAUAAUGUGGAGCCUGUGCUUUGCUGUUUGUUUACCUUUGGUCUUCAUAUACCGUGUGGAAACAAGAAACGGCCAAAUUAUUUGUGUUAAUACAACAUUGGGAGAUAUUGGCAGACAAAUUUACUACAGUUUGCAUGGGACACUUUUUUUUGUUGUACCUUUAUUAUAUAUGAAUGUCACACAGAUAAACAUAAAUCGCGCUCUUCUGCGAAGAGUCAAAGCACUACGCAACAGCGUCGCAGAAGAAACUAACAGAAGACACAGGAAAGUUGCCAAAACACUUGCAGCUCUAACUAUAGCAUUUGCAAUAUGUUGGUCACCUUUCAUGAUCACACGUACACUAAUUAACUUUCAUUUAACUUCACCCGGUAUUGCUUGGAGAGCAUCUCAAAUUCUGAUAUGCGUCAAUCCUGUUUUGGAUCCCUUGUUAUACGGCUACUAUGGUGGAAAUCUGAAAACUCGAUUACAAAGAGUUCUGAGGGGUCGUUUUCCACGGCGACGGGCUUAUGAUGUCACAACGGAUAACACGUCGACUGUUUAA
This is a messenger RNA of Porites evermanni, 4739 nucleotides long. NCBI's taxonomy places the organism in Eukaryota, Metazoa, Cnidaria, Anthozoa, Scleractinia, Poritidae. The record is from the annotation of a GenBank genome assembly.